AUGCAUCGUUUUCCGCUGCUUAUAUCAUUCUUGUUCUGCAUCGACCAUAUUGCCUGGUUGGAAGCCGCCGGUGUUCACAAUUGGUCAUCCGUAGUAAACAACGAGCCGUCAAAUAACUGGGUUGUCCUUGCCGCUGGUUCCGACUCCUGGAUAAAUUAUCGAUAUCAAGCGGAUGUAUUCCAUGCGUAUCAAAUCUUGCGUGCAAACAAAAUUCCAAUGAAGAAUAUAAUUACCUUCGCCUCCGACGACGUUGCAAGCAAUCCCAAAAAUCCGUUUCCAGGCCAAGUGUUCCAUGACUACGAGCACGAGGAUAUCUACAAGGGUGUGGUAAUUGACUACCGCGGAAAUGAUGUCACACUGGAUAACUUCUUGAAGGUACUGAAAGGCGAUAAAGAGCUUGAAAAAAAAGGGAAAAAGGUGCUGAAAAGCGGUCCUGAUGAUUACGUUUUCAUCUUCUUCUCUGGCCAUGGCGGGGUUCCCUUUAUUGUAUUACGAGGAGAUGUGCUGUAG
Messenger RNA from Opisthorchis viverrini, 510 nucleotides. RefSeq lists its product as hypothetical. The transcript has 6 exons. The coding region runs from base 1 to 510 and encodes 169 amino acids. Gene Ontology annotation, biological process: vacuolar protein processing. NCBI's taxonomy places the organism in Eukaryota, Metazoa, Platyhelminthes, Trematoda, Opisthorchiida, Opisthorchiidae. Gene Ontology annotation, molecular function: cysteine-type endopeptidase activity. The record is from RefSeq and is a predicted model, not a curated record.